AAUAAAGACGCAUACCUGGCCACCAUAGAAACAAAUAACGAAAACCGAUUUUUGAUGCAUUUUGCAAGGAAGCUGUUUAGACCUGAUACGGACUACCGGAACACGACUAUAUUUUGGCUUGGAGCGAGCGAUGCGGACAUAGAAGGUAUUUGGAAAUGGGUGGCGACCGACCAGCAGCUCAAUUUUCAAGAUUGGGACGUACAAAAUAACCAACCGACAAAUUUGCACGAUAACCAUGAGGAUUGCUUGGCUCUUAGCGGCGCUUUUGAUUUCAAAUGGCAUGACGGCGAAUGUGACCUUGACACCGGAUACGCACUCUGCGAAAAACAAGGAGCCCUCGGAUCCACUGGUGCUGGUAUAUCAGCAAUUGGGUAGAAGAUCUGGGAUCCGUCAAUGCAUCUUUAGAAUGUUUUAACAUCAGCAAUAAAUCAACUGCAAAAUAAAA
Messenger RNA from Mya arenaria, 445 nucleotides. RefSeq names its product perlucin-like protein. Lineage: Eukaryota; Metazoa; Mollusca; Bivalvia; Myida; Myidae. The record is from RefSeq and is a predicted model, not a curated record. Bases 55 to 375 code for a protein of 106 amino acids. The transcript is spliced from 4 exons.